This is a messenger RNA of Aspergillus homomorphus CBS 101889, 2756 nucleotides long. RefSeq names its product putative Sin3 complex subunit (Stb2). Bases 148 to 2721 code for a protein of 857 amino acids. NCBI's taxonomy places the organism in Eukaryota, Fungi, Ascomycota, Eurotiomycetes, Eurotiales, Aspergillaceae. Gene Ontology annotation, cellular component: Sin3-type complex. The record is from RefSeq and is a predicted model, not a curated record. The transcript is spliced from 2 exons.
UUUCUUCAUCGCUGGUCUAAUCGAGAGAGAGCCCCCGGAGGAUCCCUGGCUGGUUCUAUCGCUCGUCUCGUCUCGUCUGCUAUUUAUACAGAGUUUGAUUCUGUACUCGGCCCGUAUGUGCUAAGAAAGCUGGUCCGUUUCAACGCCAUGCCACCAUCUCCCACACAGACUGGUGCGCAAGCCACCCCUGUUGUGUCAGCACCGCGAGAACCGACGAAAUCAGUGCCCAAGGAGAGCCCGCUUGUGCAAUCAGCCGGGCCGGAAGGACAGUCACCGCCGCCGUGUCCUGGUCACCAGAAUCUCGUCUUCACCGACCCGGUCGCCUUCCGCUACCUGGAGGAGGACCGGUGUACCGUCGUCCUGCAUCGGCGGCUGAUACUGGAGGGGUAUGAGGUCUACAUUGUCGAACAAUGGGCGUGCACGCGGAUUCAUCCUACUUUCAUCAUUACUACCUACACGGGAGAUCCGUCGCACAAGGUCACCGUCGGGGUGCUGAGCGUCCCGACUGAUGAAUCAGCAUGGUCGCCCCGUCUGAGGCUGUAUCUUAAUGCUGUCGUACAAUGCCAAGCGCAGAAGAGAGACACUCCGUUGGGGACAUUGAUGGUCACCGACCUGAGUAUCUUUCCUUGCGCACUUACGCUCAUCCCCGUCCCGGACGGCGAUGUUCUCAAACACAAGGACGAUUUCAUAGUCAAUGAGAAUCUCAAACGAUUAGGUUGCUCGGGUCGGGCCAGCCUGAAGCUGCAGCCUCCGUCGCCGGCCACAGAAGCCAAGUUUCAUCACCUCUACCGGACAAGUGAGCGGGUACCCCUCUACAGUGCAGUCAUUGAACUGGUGAAGCAAUGCCAGAUCGCUCUGAUGAUGUUUGGCAUUCUGGCCCCGGAGUAUGUGGAUGGUUUGCUGUGUGAUAUGACGGAGGCUGCCAUAGCGGACUGGUGGACCGAGAUUGGCAUGGACCUGUACAAUAUCGAGCCCAGUGACAGUAUGCUGGGCCCCAUUUCGGUCUCCGCGCUACUGGGCACUCUCAUCGGGGCCCGAAAUCGGCUUCAUGCGUUCGGUGCCCCGGUCGGCAAGGACGCGUUUGAUAUCCAAAAUCUCAAACGAGGGAUCGGGAGCUUCCAGAAAUCGCAGAAGAUGAAACGAACCAGACGGCUGGACCGCCAGACCUUGGAUCGAUUGCAUCGGGCGACUGCCAAGGCAGCCAACGCUGAGGGCUGGACCGAUGCUGUGAAAUCGACGAUGGCAGAACUGAGCGGGCACGGCGGCGAGAUGGUCAUGGGGAUGGUCCGGGGUCGGGAGAAGAGCGGCAUUGCCGACAUAGAGACCCUGGACAUUGACACUUUCGCGCGUCUGGUCAAAGGUGAGAGGGCAAAGUGGCUAUGGAGGGGCAAACCGCGCAAGGGUGGCAUCGGCGAGUCAUUCGAGGGCGGCCCGUUUGCCGCAGACAUGGUUCACAGGUCCAAAGAGCAAGGGGGCUAUCCCUGGACAACCCGGAAAAGACAUUCUCACGAGGAUCUGACUGCGGAUCGACCUCCCCCUGAUGCUGAUCGUUCUCGGAUUCCUCCCGAGGCAGCCGCUCCUUUCGACGAAAAGGAUCAAAAUCUGAGUAGUAUAGUGCGAAGAGGCGUUAGUGGGAAAGUGUCAGACGCGAGAGCUGGUUUCGGUAGAUUCAAAGAUGCGGUGGGCCUGCGAUCACAUCCCUCCAAGCAUACCAGGGAGGGACAGUAUGCUUAUAGCGACUCGUCUCACCUGCCUCCUAUCGAUAGUGACACCGAGCCAAGUCAGCGGAAAAAGCCCGACGGUGACCCGAACGUUGCGGAGCAAGGAAGCGUCCACGAGUCUGAGGGCCGAGCUCUCACUGAGGAUGUUGCGGGUGCCGAGUCUGUACCAAGCAUUGUGCCCCCACAAUCUCCCGAAGCAAAGGCGCCCGCGAUCACGGUGGAGGCGGUUCCGGACAACGCCGACUCGGAGUCAGCCCGCAAGGUGCCGAUAUUCCGAGCAGAUGAUGAGGUGCCAGACGAGGAACGUCGAAGGACCCCCUCGACGGAUGUCUCCGCCGAUAGGGAGCGGACGCCGGAUAUCGGGAUCACGUUGCUGCGUCGGCCCCAGAGUUGCGGCCAGCUAGGCCCAGAGCGUAUCCCCGAACGGACGGAUGGCCGUUGGCCACGCCAUCUGUCUUUCAGCACCGUGGAAGAAGUUGUACUCGGAUGGGACGGGUUUGGCGGCGUGGACGAGCGGCCCGACGCGCCCUUGGAGGAGGCGGUCGUCCAUGAGGACAUCCUCGCCUCCGACGCGCGCCUUUUCAGCGCCAAGCUCCGCGAGCUGAGCGAACAAACCGCGCCCUGGGUCGAGCAGCAGGUGGCCUCCGUGGACGACUUGAACCGCUGUCUGUACGAGAAUUACGAGAAGAUCAAUACCGCCUACCUGGAGCGACUCGCGGUCUUCCAGCAGCUGCGCGGCAAGUCCAGCGAUCUGCUGACGGAGGAGCACACCCACCUCGCCGAUUACAUGCGCCGGGUCGAAUUGAUGGGCGCGAAGCUGGACUACGAGCUCCACGUCCUCGAGUCCAAAGUCGAAGAUGUCGAGACCGGGCUCGGGGAGUUCGAACGCCAUGUGGCUGAUGUGGAGACUAGGGUCCGGUUGCUGGUGCGCGGCGAGAAAGACCGCGAGAAUAGCUCGUGGCUGUCCUGGUUGGGCAAACUGGCUGGUCUCUCGAGUUAAGAUGGGUCUUGGCUAGUGGUUGUGUUGGUGUAGGA